Messenger RNA from Sinocyclocheilus anshuiensis, 1047 nucleotides. RefSeq names its product CXXC-type zinc finger protein 4. Lineage: Eukaryota; Metazoa; Chordata; Actinopteri; Cypriniformes; Cyprinidae. Bases 178 to 1047 code for a protein of 289 amino acids. The record is from RefSeq and is a predicted model, not a curated record. Gene Ontology annotation, molecular function: zinc ion binding; methyl-CpG binding. The transcript has 3 exons. Gene Ontology annotation, cellular component: nucleus.
CUCGGCGUGUGUUUAUUGUGUAUUCAUCGCAGUAAUGUGCUGCUCUAGUGUCUGGAUUGUCUGUGGAGAGGAUAAACCAGGAUGGUAACGUGUUGUGUCUAACAAGCUUCACCUUGACAAAAAACAACUGCCACCCUCCCCUGAAUUUUUCUUGUGAGCACUUGAAAUUUAGCAGUCAUGUCUAAUCUUAACAAUGCACUUUGCAUUGAAAGCGGCCAGAGCACCGACGUGUCACUCUUGCAAAAGGAUAAUCUUCAGGACGGUGGAUUAAGCCAGCUGUUGGAUUACAAUGCUGAAAUGGAAAGGUACAGGUCGUUUGCAAACUUUUACAAAACCAAUGGGGCAUUUCCACAGACCGCUAAGAUUGCCCGCAUAACGACACCAAUUUUUCCCAGCGCCAGAAUCGGUGUGUCCCCUUGGAACUGUGAUAACGGCAUGCUCUGGGGAAGGAAAUCAGCAGCAAUAAACCCUAAUAGGACCAGCAUGCAUAGAAACGACUCCCAAAGGCCGGGGAAACCUGGCAUGCCGCCAGAGACGCUGCAAAUGGCAAAUAAUAAUUUCCUCUCUAGCUUAUCCCCUGAACACUGCAGACCUUUAGCAGGAGAAUGCAUGAACAAGCUGAAAUGUGGUGCUGCUGAAGCAGAGAUAAUGAAUCUCUCGGAACGUGUUGGAACUUUUUCAGCUAUUCCGGCUUUAGGGGGCAUCUCAUUACCUCCCGGGGUCAUCGUCAUGACAGCCCUUCACUCCCCCGCAGCCUCAGCAGCCGUUACAGACAGUGCGUUUCAAAUUGCCAAUCUGGCAGACUGCCCACAGAAUAAUUCCUCCGCAUCCAGCGGAAACCCAGCGAAAAAGAAAAGGAAAAGGUGUGGGGUCUGCGCGCCCUGCAGGAGGCUAAUCAACUGUGGAGUGUGCAGCAGUUGUCGGAACCGUAAGACGGGCCACCAGAUCUGCAAGUUUCGGAAAUGCGAGGAGCUAAAAAAGAAGCCUGGCUCAUCACUAGAGAGGACGCCAGUAAACAACGGGGAAGCCUUUCGAUGGUUCUUUUAG